Messenger RNA from Pseudomassariella vexata, 1401 nucleotides. Its product is annotated as RmlC-like cupin domain-containing protein. NCBI's taxonomy places the organism in Eukaryota, Fungi, Ascomycota, Sordariomycetes, Amphisphaeriales, Pseudomassariaceae. The coding region runs from base 1 to 1401 and encodes 466 amino acids. The record is from RefSeq and is a predicted model, not a curated record. Gene Ontology annotation, biological process: oxalate metabolic process. The transcript has 3 exons.
AUGCGGCUCCGGAUCUCACUCCUGGUUGUAGGCGUCGCCCUGAGCGAGCUUGGGCUCGCCGUUCCAGUGCAAGACAGUCCGCGCCAGCGUCUGCUCGACGGUCUCGAUCUGCCCGCAAAGUACCAUAAGCAAAAAACUGCGCCGCCCUACACUCCAGGCCAUAAGGACACCCUUGACAAGGCUAUUGACACCGUCGGCGACAAGCUGGACCCGUUGCCCUAUCGCAAUGGCUUGGGCGCAUCGGUCUUGGGGCCCUGGAACUGGGAGCGCUCCCGCCAAAGCCCCGACAUGGUGCGGCCGCCCAGUACAGAUCACGGUAACAUGAAGAACAUGCGCUGGAGCUUUGCCGAUUCGCAUGUUCGCAUCGAGGAGGGCGGAUGGACACGACAGACGACGGUGCGCGAGCUGGGCUCCAGCGUCGAACUGGCCAGCGUCAACAUGCGUCUCGACCAAGGUGUGAUACGUGAGCUACAUUGGCAUAAAGAGGCUGAAUGGGCUUAUGUCCUUGACGGGGAGGUCCGCGUUACUGCCAUUGACUAUGAGGGCGGCAGUUUCUUCGACGAUUUGAAGAAGGGUGACCUUUGGUACUUCCCUAGCGGCGUGCCCCACUCUCUUCAGGGGCUUGGUGAGAACGGGACUGAGUUCCUACUCGUCUUUGAUGAUGGUGCAUUUUCGGAGGAAUCCACUUUUAUAUUGACUGACUGGCUGGCACACACUCCCAAGUCGGUCAUCUCCAAGAACUUCGACCUGGCCCCGGAGAUCUUCGCCCACAUCCCCGAAGGUGAGAAGUACAUCUUUCAAGGCUCCAAUCCAGGCUCCAUCGACCAGGAGAAGCCCACUGGCAAGGGCGUUAAGAAGUCCAAGUACAACUUCACGCACCGUAUGCUGGAACAGGAGCCUAAACACACGAGCGGCGGCCAGGUCCGCAUCACCGACUCCAAAAACUUCCCCAUCUCCAAGACUGUGGCAGCCGCCCACGCCAUCAUUGAACCGAACGCAAUUCGUGAGAUGCAUUGGCAUCCCCAUGCCGACGAGUGGUCGUUCUUCAUUCGUGGUCGUGCUCGCGUCACCAUUUUUGCGUCUGAGGGCACUGCCCGGACGUUUGACUACAUGCCCGGGGAUGUGGGCAUUGUGCCGAGGAACAUGGGUCACUUUGUUGAAAAUAUCGGCGAUGAGCCGGUGGAGAUGCUUGAGGUGUUCCGUUCUGAUGAAUUCAGGGAUUUCUCGCUGUUCCAGUGGAUGGGAGAGACGCCUAAAAAAAUGGUCAUCGAUCAUUUAUUUGCUGAUGACCCCAAAAAUGGCGAGAUCUUCUGGGAGAAGGUUAAGAGCGCAGAGAAGGACGAGGUUACUAUGCCUAGUGGCAGCGAUAAUUCAGAUGAAGAGCAUGGGGAUGAGUUGUAG